Messenger RNA from Cladocopium goreaui, 2766 nucleotides. The record is from the annotation of a GenBank genome assembly. NCBI's taxonomy places the organism in Eukaryota, Dinophyceae, Suessiales, Symbiodiniaceae.
AUGGCCAGAGCGCCUGCAGAGCUAUUCAAAGAGAGUGAGAGAAAAGUGCCUCGGGCAGCAGCUAGAAGAAGAGCUGCCCGGACGGCAUCGGUAUCUGUCAAGAUACUGAAAGACUUCUGCAAACAGAGGUGGUGGCAAGAAGCACUGGCAACAUUGAAUAGUUUGGAUCGAUAUGCUUCGAGCGUCGUUAGCGAACAACUCUUGAACUGGGUGUUCGUUGCAUGUGCAAAGGGGCAAGCCUGGGAACAUGCAAUUCGCUUAUUAAGUCACCUCCACCGAGACCAAGUAAGUACGGACGUGAGCUACACAAUGGCCAUCAAAGCUUGCAACAGUGCUUUGCACUGGGAGGUUGGAAUUUUGCUGGUAGCUGACCUCUUGACGGACUCCGUUACUCCGAAUGUAAUUACCUGUAGUGCAGCCAUUGGUAGCUGCAUUGAAGAUCGAUGGCAGCAAUCUUUGGCGUUUUCUGACUGGGCCAAGUGUUCUGCAGAUGUGGUGGUCUUAAAUACGGCCAUCAGCACGUGGUCUAGUCGUUCGUGGUCAAGGGCUCUCAAUGCACUGGUCUCAAUGCCGCAUAGAAGCUUUCAGCCAAACGUGGUGUCCUAUGGAGCGGCGGCCGCAUGUGGGCAUUGGGCAGCAGCCAGUUGGCUUUUUGGCUCAAGUAUUCGACAAGACUUGGGAAGCAGUGUUGCUUGCAGUGCCGCAGUCAGCGCAUGUGAAAAGAGGUCUUUCUGGCAAACAGCUGUCAGUUUGUUGGAGUCUGCCGGGGUGGAAAGUCUCCAGCGCAGCAUUGUUUGCUACAAUGCUGCUUCUAGUGCUUGCGAGAAGGGAAUGAAAUGGCAAGCAACCUUCGCUAUUCUUGCAACUAGGGCACAAUACCACCAACCAAAUGUCAUCACGUACAACGCUGCAAUCAGUGCGGGCAAGCAAACAACCCAGUGGAUUCAGGCGUUGGAGAUGUUUUCCGAGCUUUGUUUUAGGUUCUACCCUGACACGAUCACUUGCAACUCCAUCAUUGCUGCCUGUGACAAAAGGUGGCAGGAAGCAGUGCAUUUGGUGGCCUUUUUGCAUGUCCAACGGCUCGAAGCCAAUGUCGUGACAUUUGGCUCUGCAAUUCAAACAUGUGCCAAGGCCAAGCAUUGGCGGCAAGCUUUGAGUCUGCUGGUAGGGUCUCAACUCUUAAGAGUUCAAAGAGAUCCCGCGAUGUACAACGCGUUGCUGAGAGGCUGCCCAUGGCCAACAGCUUUCCAGGUUCUGGACCAAAUGAGGGCGGAGGCCAUGCAGCCAAGCAUGGUGGUACAUGAUGUCAUCAUGCAAGCUUGCAGUGAUCAAGGACGGCAAGAAGAUGUUUGGCAACUUUUAGUUAGCUCUGCUGCUGAGAGGUCUGCGUUAGAGUAUUUGUGGGGCUUAGCUUUGCUCAGCUGUUCUGAAUCGGAAGUAAUUCGCACGGCUUGUGUUCAAGCAUUGGUCGACUUCAGAAAUAAAGUCUCGAGCGUAACAUCAUCGCGAGGCAGCUUAGACUCAUGCGGAAACUCGGUGUCACUUCAGCCUUUUUCAGCCAAUGAGCUGAGUUGCUUGUGGUGGUCAACUGCAAUGCUUGGUGUGCAGAACCGUCAGUUGGAUUCACUUUUGACAAACCAGACGGUGAGUCAAAUUGACGACUUCGAACUGGAUGAGCUCGUCACAGUCGCUGUUGGCUGUGUAACAAGCUCCCUGCCUUCAGUUGCUCUGUUGGCACAGAAGAGGGUAGAGGUUAUUUUCAAGCAACUUUCUACAGAUAGCUUCAUGCUAACGAAUUUAGGCAUGCAUGUGCUUGGCAUUGUUUUUAGCUGCCAACUUGCCAACUGCCUUGGUGACCGCUUCCUAAGAUCUGUGCAGCAGACUCUUUCCCAAACUGGACGUAUGCUGGACCAACUUGGAAUCUCCAAAGCCCGACCCGGCAAUCGCUGGUUGGGCGCCCCAAUGCCACAACUCGAGGCACAAUUGCCGACGCCAUCGGCACCAGCAAUUUCUAUGGCGCUGACCGAUUGUGCUGUUUUGUUAAAACCACCUGAUUGGGAGGUCUAUGGAGGACAUACUGAGCGACAACUUUUGGGCUUUGUCAAAGACAAGUUAGGUUCUGCACCAAUUUUCUUCGACCACUCGCACUUUUGUGGUUUUCUGCAUCGUUUGGACGUGCCGAGCUCUGGAUUGAUCCUGCUAUCCAUGACAUAUGAAGCCCACUAUGAUCUUCAAGUACAGCUGCAUGCAGGGAAGAUCUGCAGAGAUUAUUGUGUCUUGAGUCAUGGGAUGAUCCCAUCCUCGCGAACAGCAAUUGUUGCGUGUGUUGUUUGGCAUGGGGACAGCCCCACGUACGCUGGCGGCCAAGGACGGACAGCUCGGACACAUCUUUGCACAACCGGAUAUGCCUUUGACUCGGCUUGCCGAAGUUUCAGUCAGCUGGAGGUGCAGAUCGCCACAGGACGGAAGCAUCAAAUCAGGAGUCACUUAGCACAUGUUGGUUUUCCGGUGGUUGGGGAUGGCACAUACGCAAGUUACGACACCUUUUGGUCAGACAGGGCCAUCACUAUGCGUCAUUGGCUUCACCGGCAUCGUUUGACGUUCAGUGCUGCAGGGAAGACUCGAGAAGUUCGAAGUGAUGUUCCUGAUGACUUGGUACAGAGUCUGAAGAGUCUGAAGACUGCUUUUUUUCCCAGUUGGUGCAAGAAAGCGUCACGCAUGCUCAUGCGUGCUCCAACACAUUGAGAGACUCCUGGACGACGUGAC